GCAGCAGACAGAGACCACAGCUCGACCUGUCCCCCACCAGUGCCUGCUGAACUAUGAGCCAAACCAGGAAUUUACAGGGAGGUAAAGCUUUUGGGUUGCUGAAGGCCCAACAGGAAGAGAGAUUGGAAGAAAUCAACAAGCAAUUCCGGGAUGACCCCAAAUACAGCGAUGAUGAAGACCUGCCCUCCAAACUGGAAGCCUUCAAGGAAAAAUACAUGGAGUUUGACCUGAAUGGAAAUGGAGAUAUUGAUAUCAUGUCCCUGAAGCGAAUGCUGGAGAAACUUGGGGUUCCCAAGACCCACCUGGAGCUAAAAAAGCUCAUCAAGGAGGUGUCAGGUGGCUCUGGAGAGACUUUCAGCUACUCUGACUUUCUCAGGAUGAUGCUGGGCAAGAGAUCUGCCAUUUUGAAAAUGAUCUUGAUGUAUGAGGAGAAAGCUAGAGAACAGGAGAAGCCAGUGGGUCCUCCAGCCAAAAAAGCAAUCACGGAGCUGCCCUGAUUUGUCAAAGAAACUGUGGGAUUGAAGGUGACGCUAAGGACAUCAACAUGGAAAAAGAUGGCAAUGUUGUAAGACAGAAUAAAAUUAAAUUAAAUAAAUCCUCCCCUU
Suncus etruscus (white-toothed pygmy shrew) is the source of this 605-nucleotide messenger RNA. It is a transcript of the gene AIF1, whose product is annotated as allograft inflammatory factor 1. The record is from RefSeq and is a predicted model, not a curated record. The transcript is spliced from 6 exons. Gene Ontology annotation, biological process: actin filament bundle assembly; ruffle assembly. Gene Ontology annotation, molecular function: actin filament binding; calcium ion binding. Gene Ontology annotation, cellular component: ruffle membrane; actin filament. NCBI's taxonomy places the organism in Eukaryota, Metazoa, Chordata, Mammalia, Eulipotyphla, Soricidae. Bases 54 to 497 code for a protein of 147 amino acids.